Molecule: messenger RNA, 4637 nt
Organism: Dunckerocampus dactyliophorus (ringed pipefish)
Lineage: Eukaryota; Metazoa; Chordata; Actinopteri; Syngnathiformes; Syngnathidae
Gene: adamts3
Product: ADAM metallopeptidase with thrombospondin type 1 motif, 3
Exons: 23
Coding region: 204-3890 (1228 amino acids)
Biological process (GO): proteolysis; extracellular matrix organization
Cellular component (GO): extracellular matrix
Molecular function (GO): metalloendopeptidase activity
Source: RefSeq, a predicted model, not a curated record
GAAGGAAACUUUCUAGAAAGUCCCUCCAGCCCGCAAAGUGACGGACAAAGUGUCGCAACUCGCCUCACUCCGCGUUUUUGGUCGUUGUUGCCUCCUAAAUGACACGUUAGACGUCCUUUCUUGAAGACGGAGGCAAAGUUACUUGUUUCCCCGGUGGGGAUCAACUUUUUAACUUUGAAAUCAUUUGUUUGACACGCGUGACGAUGGCCGCGCUGUCAGCGGCGUUGCUGCUUGUUGGAUUUAUUGUGACUUCAGCUGUCAAGGCUGGUGAAGAUGAUCGAGAAGAUCAGCUGACACGCAGGCUGAAGGAAUACGGCCUGGUCACCCCCUUCAGCACCGACUCCCGCGGACGCUUCCUGUCGCACCUGCUGUCGGCCGCGCACAAGCAGCGCGUCAGGAGGGAGGCGCCCACGCCCACCCCGUCGGACCAGCAGCUGUUCUUCAACAUCACCGCCUUCGGGAAGGAGUUCCACCUGCGCCUGCGCCCCAACAGCCGCCUGGUGGCGCCGGGCGCCACGGUGGAGUGGCACGACGGGCGAGCUUUUCGCAACGGCAGUCGCUACGAGGCGCCCGCCAACCGGUCUGAAGCGAGCGAGGGGAUGGAGCGGAUACUACAUCGGGAGCUGUUGAAUACGGACUGCACCUUCGUCGGCGACAUCACGGACGUCCCCGGCGCCUCGGUCGCCAUUAACAACUGCGACGGACUGGCCGGGAUGAUCCGCACAGACUCGGACGAGUACUUUAUCGAACCUUUGGAGAGAGGCACCCAGGAGCUGGAGGACCAGGGCAGAGUCCAUGUGGUCUACCGCAGGUCAGCGGUGCUGCAGAGCCCAUCUGAUGUCUGGGUGGACUACCAGACAGCAGCUCUCAGAGAAGCGGAGCUGGAUGUUCCAGGGACUGUGGAUACCGUAGCAAGGCAGAUCAAUGACACGGUCCAGCGCCAGCGCCGGCGCCGGCGCGAUGCCGGGGAGAACGACUACAACAUCGAAAUCCUGCUGGGAGUUGACGACUCCGUCGUUCGAUUUCACGGGAAGGAGCACGUGCAGAACUACCUCCUCACGCUCAUGAAUAUUGUGAAUGAGAUUUACCACGACGAGUCCCUGGGAGUCCACAUCAACGUGGUCCUGGUGAGGAUGAUCAUGCUGGGCUAUGCCAAGUCCAUCAGCCUCAUCGAAAGAGGGAACCCAUCCCGUAGUUUGGAGAACGUGUGCCGCUGGGCGUUCGGCCAGCAGAAGGGCGAUCCCGAUCACGCCGAGCACCACGACCACGCCAUCUUCCUCACUCGGCAGGGCUUCGGCCCCACGGGCAUGCAAGGUUACGCUCCCGUCACCGGAAUGUGCCACCCCGUCCGGAGCUGCACCCUCAACCACGAAGACGGCUUCUCCUCGGCCUUCGUGGUGGCUCACGAAACAGGACAUGUGCUGGGUAUGGAGCAUGAUGGCCAAGGUAACCGCUGUGGGGACGAAACAGCGAUGGGAAGCGUGAUGGCUCCUCUGGUGCAGGCGGCCUUCCACCGCUACCACUGGUCCAUGUGCAGUGGACAGGAGCUCAAGAGAUACAUCCACACCUACGACUGUCUCCUGGACGACCCCUUCAAGCACGACUGGCCGCAGAUUCCAGAGCUGCCCGGCAUCAAUUACUCCAUGGACGAGCAGUGCCGCUUCGACUUUGGAGUGGGCUACAAGAUCUGCACCUCUUUCCGCACAUUCGACCCGUGCAAACAGCUUUGGUGCAGUCAUCCAGACAACCCUUACUUCUGCAAGACCAAGAAGGGCCCGCCCCUGGAUGGGACAGAAUGUGCACCUGGGAAGUGGUGCUACAAAGGCCACUGCAUGUGGAAAAACCCUCACCAGGUCAAGCAAGAUGGCGGCUGGGGCUCUUGGAGCAAAUAUGGCUCCUGCUCGCGCUCCUGUGGAACGGGAGUACGCUUCCGGACGCGCCAGUGCAACAACCCCGUUCCUGCCAACGGCGGGCAAGACUGCGUGGGACUGAACUACGAGUAUCAGCUGUGCAACACCCACGACUGUCCCAAGCACUUUGAAGACUUCCGAGCUCAGCAGUGUCAGCUCCGCAACUCCCACUUUGAGUUCCAAAACGCCAAACACCACUGGCUGCCUUACGAGCAUACAGACGCCAACAAGAGAUGCCACUUGCACUGCCAGUCGAAGGAGACGGGGGACGUGUCCUACAUGAAACAACUGGUGCAUGAUGGGACGCGAUGCUCCUACAAGGACGCCUACAGUGUCUGCGUCCGCGGGGAGUGUGUGAAAGUUGGCUGCGACAAAGAAAUCGGCUCAAACAAAGUAGAGGACAAAUGCGGCGUCUGUGGCGGGGACAAUUCCCACUGCCGCACCGUUAAAGGGACCUUCACUCGGACACCCAAGAAAGCGGGGAAAACCAGAGGAGCCUUCUCUUUACCCAAAGGCGCUCGGAAUGUGUUUUUAAAUGAAAGUGAGGACUUUAGAAAUGUGAUGGGCUACCUUAAGAUGUUUCUCAUUCCUCCUGGAGCUAGACAUGUGAUCAUCCAAGAACACGAGGCCUCCCCUCAAAUUCUUGCAAUCAAGAACCAGGCGACGGGCCACUACAUCCUCAACGGCAAAGGAGAGGAGCUGAAGUCCAGAAGCUUCAUCGACUUAGGCGUGGAGUGGCACUACAUCAUCGAGGAGGACGUGGAGACGCUGCACACAGACGGACCCCUGCAUGACCCCGUGGUGGUUCUGAUUAUACCAAAGGACAAUGAAACGCGCUCCACUUUAAUGUACAAGUACAUCAUCCACGAAGACUCAGUGCCCAUCAACAAUAACAAUGUCAUCCAGGAGGACACGUACGAGUGGGCCCUCAAAAACUGGUCUCCUUGCUCCAAGCCGUGCGCUGGAGGCUUCCAGUACACCAAGUAUGGUUGCCGGAAGAAGGGCGACACUAAGAUGGUCCACCGAGGCUACUGCGACGUCGGCAAGAAGCCCAAACCCAUACGCAGGAUGUGCAACCUGCAGGACUGCGCACAGCCUCAGUGGAUGUCGGAGGACUGGGAACAUUGCACCAAGACUUGCGGCAGCCUGGGCUUCCAGAUCCGGACGGUCCGCUGCGUGCAGUUCCUCCACGACGGAACCAACCGCUCCAUCCACAGCAAGUACUGCAGCGGCGAGAAGCCUGAGAGCAGGAGGCCGUGCAAUCGGGUGGCCUGUCCCUCUCAGUGGAGGACAGGGGCGUGGUCGGAAUGCUCCGUGACGUGUGGCGAAGGCAUGGAGAGGCGUGUUGUCACGUGCCGAAUGGGAGACCAUUGCUAUGGAGACAAACCCGAAAACGUGCGAGUGUGCAGACCGGGACCGUGCCACGAUGAACCCUGCCACGGAGAUAAGUCCAUCUUCUGUCAGAUGGAGGUUCUGGCCCGCUACUGCUCCAUCCCGGGCUACAACAAGCUGUGCUGCGAGUCCUGCGGCAAGCGAGGCGGGGGCGGCGCUCUGUCACUCUUCUCCGAGGGCCCCGAGACGGAGGGGCACGUCCGAUUUGGCUCCGCCUCCCAGCUGCUGGAGACGCUGAUGGCCAACGCCACUCGGGCUGGUAAACAAGGCGUGGCCAAACAAGGCGUGGCCAAACAAGGUGUGGCCAAACAAGGCGUGGCCAAACAAGGCGUGGCCAAGCAAGGCGUGGCCAAACAAGGCGUGGCCAAGCAAGGCGUGGCCAAACAAGGUGUGGCCAAGCAAGGCACGAGUAGGUCAGGUGGCGCGGUGAGACGCGUCACCACGCCCGCCCCGUCCAAGAAAACCAAAACAACGACGGCGCCGAGGCGGAUCCCGCGAGCCGUCACGGCCACCCCCGCCGAGGGUCAGAGGUCAGGCAGCUUCACAGAUAGCCGGUGGCCCGCCUCGUAUUCCGAGGUGGAGAGAUGAGGGCGGCCCCGCGGCUACGGGACUACACAGACACGCGGUCAUUACGAGUCUUCUCACGCCAACGACGACAACAGCAGCAGACACCAAGAAGCAUGAAAGGGAGCGAAACAAAGAGACAAGUGCUGGUUCACUUUGUUUUUACGCUUGACCUUUGGGCCCCGACGCUGACAACAAACAUCACUUGAACAUCUCACGGCAGGAAAACACGCUGGCUUGGCUUUGAAAGGCAAAUGGGGGGGCAUUUAUUUCAAGAUAAAAGGCCACGCCGUGGAAAGGGAUUUUUUUGUUUUUUUCAUUUAUCAGACAAAGGCUUUAUUUAAGUUGGGAUGACAUCACGCCACGCCACGUCACAUCACGCCACAUCACAUCACAUCACGUCACAUCACGCCACGUCACAUCACAUCACAUCACGCCACGUCACAUCACGCCACAUCACGCCACGUCACAUCACGCCACGUCACAUCACAUCACGUCACAUCACGCCACGUCACAUCACGCCACAUCACGCCACGUCACAUCACAUCACGCCACGUCACAUCACGCCACAUCACACCACGCCACAUCAUAUCACGCCACGCCACGUCACAUCAUAUCACGUCACAUCACAUCACGCCAUGUCACGUCACAUCACGCCACGUCACAUCACGCCACGUCACAUCACGCCACGUCACAUCACGCCACGUCACAUCACAUCACGCCACAUCACGCCACGUCACAUCACAUCACAUCACGCCACGUCACAUCAUG